Cuscuta epithymum is the source of this 524-nucleotide messenger RNA. NCBI's taxonomy places the organism in Eukaryota, Viridiplantae, Streptophyta, Magnoliopsida, Solanales, Convolvulaceae. The record is from the annotation of a GenBank genome assembly.
GGAGCUAACUUUAGGAAUUUGACUGGUGUAAUUGUUCGCGAUAACAGAGUUGAAUGGGACCCAAAAGUUAAAAGAGUGUACUUGCCUUCAGGCAAACCAUUGGUUCCUGACUAUGUAAUGACUCUCGUGAGAGGAACUACCACAGCGCCAUUUGCUCGGCUUUGGUGGGAUGAAAUUGUUCCAACUGUUGUGACAAGGGCUCUGCCCCAUAACCGGGCUAUUCUACAUCCGGAGCAGGAUAGGGUUCUUACUGUUCGUGAAAAUGCACGGCUGCAAGGUUUCCCAGACUACUAUAAACUUUGUGGCCCUAUAAAAGAAAGGUACAUACAAGUGGGAAAUGCAGUUGCUGUGCCAGUAGCAAGGGCUUUAGGGUACUCACUUGCUAUGGCCUUUAAAGGAGAAUCUGGUACAAAACCUUUGUUCAUUUUACCAGAAGGGUUUGCUGAAGUUUCAUUGCCUUUCAACCAACAGUCUUCCCAGAAUUCUCAUUGACCCCAUUAUAUGGUGGGGGAACUUGGCAGUCU